Plasmodium knowlesi strain H is the source of this 2691-nucleotide messenger RNA. RefSeq names its product choline-phosphate cytidylyltransferase, putative. Lineage: Eukaryota; Apicomplexa; Aconoidasida; Haemosporida; Plasmodiidae. Gene Ontology annotation, biological process: CDP-choline pathway. Gene Ontology annotation, molecular function: phosphatidylcholine binding; choline-phosphate cytidylyltransferase activity. Bases 1 to 2691 code for a protein of 896 amino acids. The transcript has 3 exons. The record is from RefSeq and is a predicted model, not a curated record.
AUGAUAAUUAAGGUCAACUCGGCUCAAACUUUGGAGAAUGAAGAUUCCAAACAGAAUCAAAAUGGAAAUGCGUGCAAACAUGAGAAAAGUGUAAGAAUAUACGCCGACGGAAUAUACGACCUUCUACACUUAGGUCACAUGCGGCAAUUAAAGCAAGCCAAGCAAAUGGAAAAGGAUGUAACGCUCAUUGUAGGGGUUUGCAGUGAUAUAGACACUAGAAAAUUUAAAGGACAAAUUGUGCAAACGUUAGAAGAGAGAACAGAAACCUUGAAACACAUUCGUUGGGUUGAUGAAAUAAUAUCUCCUUGUCCAUGGGUGAUAACUCCUGAAUUUAUGGAAAAGCACAAAAUUGAUUUUGUCGCUCAUGAUGAUAUUCCUUAUGCUAAUAAUCAAAAAAAAAAAAAAAAAAAAAAAAGUAAAUCGAAUAGUAUUGAUGAACCUAAUGACGAUAUAUAUGCUUGGUUAAAAAAGGCUGGAAAGUUUAGAGCAACGAAACGGACGGAAGGAGUGUCCACGACAGAUUUGAUCGUAAGAAUUUUAAAAAAUUAUGAAGAUUAUAUUGAACGAUCGUUACAAAGGGGUAUUCACCCUAAUGAACUAAACAUUGGAGUUACAAAGGCACAGUCAAUUAAAAUGAAAAAGAACUUAAUAAGAUGGGGAGAAAAAGUUACAGAUGAAUUGACUAAAGUCACAUUGACCGAUAAACCACUUGGCACCGACUUUGAUCAGGGAAUAGAUAUAAUAAGAGAUAAGGUGCAUGGAUUAUUUAAAUUGUGGAGACAGCAUUCCAAAAAACUUCUAAAGGAUUUUGCAAAAUCAUUUGAUCCCAUGUUUAUAAUUAUUCGAAAGAAAAGUAAAAAAGACAACCUCUCGGGGAUGUACUUGUCCGACUCCAACUUCUUCCUAAGGACUGUAAAAGAGGAUUUAAAAAAAAGAAAAAGUUUAAGUAACACUAUAAAUAAUAUUGAUGAAUACUACUAUUCAGCUGAUGAGGAUGAUGAUAAUAGCAGGGUAACGAAACUUAUUGGUGUAAUUAGCAAAGUUGCUAAUGAGUCUCAUAACAACGAUAUGGAUAAUUAUGAAACGUGUUUUGAGUUAGAGGCUUGUUUGAAGGAUCGGCACAGGUGGGGAGGCCCCAUUGGGGGCAACGCCAAAAGUAAAUACACACGGGAUGACAACGCAAAGUUGGGCCCAGACGAACUGCUAUCAUUUUCCAGUGAAGCGCAAGUAAAGAAAGGUUCUCAGUCGAAUCAUUCCAAUGGAAGCCAAAAUGAACAAGUAAUGAAUGCAAGCAGUGUAAACAGAAAGAGCGACUGUAAUUUGUACAAUAAGACUACAUACCAUGAUAUAAUUGAUGAAGAGGAUUUUGCUAUGGGGGCAAUAGCCCACAAAGGUGUGGUGAGAAAAAAUUCAAACGAGAUGAGCUCUUGCAGAGAACACAAGAGCAGCAGUUACGAUAAGGACGAAUAUAACAGCUGUUCAGAUCAUCAGUAUGGAGAUAGCAAAUGUAGUUACAUGAAAAUAAAAAGGAGGAAUAACUGCACUAAAAAUAAAUUAUCAAAUGUAGGCAAAAUGGAAGAUUUUCCAGAGGAGAGUCAUUUUACUUGCAGUGAAGGAGGAGGUAGCCAUAGUAGUAGUAGUAGUUAUAGCAGUGCCAAUGGUGGAAUGGGGCAUACGCCAGAGAGCAGUGACGCUUCGGAGUGUCCCAAAAGGAACGACAAACAAAACGAUGCUACCGAGAAGGGAAAUGGUCAAGGCGAUGAUGCACAGGGGGUGAACACAUCCAAUCAGGAGAAAACAAGCGAAUCUAACAAAGAGGACAAUGUACUUAAGGGUAUUCCAAAGGAGAAGAAAAAAAUUGUAAUUUAUGCAGAUGGAGUGUAUGACAUGCUCCACCUGGGACACAUGAAGCAAUUGGAACAAGCAAAGAAGAUGUUCGAAAAUACAGUACUUAUAGUAGGUGUGACUAGCGACAAUGAGACGAAACUUUUCAAAGGACAGAUUGUGCAAACAUUGGAAGAAAGGACCGAAACGUUGAGGCACGUCCGAUGGGUUGAUGAAAUAAUAUCUCCUUGUCCAUGGGUGAUAACUCCUGAAUUUAUGGAAAAGCACAAAAUUGAUUUUGUCGCUCAUGAUGAUAUUCCUUAUGCUAAUAAUCAAAAAAAAAAAAAAAAAAAAAAAAGUAAAUCAAAUAGUAUUGAUGAACCUAAUGAUGAUAUAUAUGCUUGGUUAAAAAGGGCUGGAAAGUUUAGAGCAACGAAACGGACGGAAGGAGUGUCCACGACAGAUUUGAUAGUAAGAAUUUUAAAAAAUUAUGAAGAUUAUAUUGAACGAUCGUUACAAAGGGGUAUCCACCCUAAUGAACUAAACAUUGGAGUUACAAAAGCACAGUCAAUUAAAAUGAAAAAGAACUUAAUAAGAUGGGGAGAAAAAGUUACAGAUGAAUUGACUAAAGUCACCUUGACAGAUAAACCACUUGGCACCGACUUUGAUCAAGGAAUAGAGAACCUCCAAAUAAAAUUUAAAGAAUUAUUUAAAAUAUGGAAAAAUGCAUCUAACAAAUUAAUCAAUGAUUUUACAAGCAAACUUGACACAACAUCGUAUUUGUCUUCUCUCCAAAACUUCGUCGACAAUGAAUACGAGUUUUACGACUCUGCUAGUAGCGUCUGCGACGAAGAAACCAACAGUUAA